CACACUACAAGAACUCAAGAAGCAAUAAAACCCCGCCUGACCGCGCAGCCGUCUCUACUCUCUCCUUUCUCUCAUCUGAGCUUUGCCGCCAAACAUCUUCACUCCAAGGUUCUAAAGAUGAAGAUUAAAAAAUCAAGUAAGAAGCGGGUAGCAAAGGAGCUCGAUAGUCCUGCAAUUAAAGAGAAGAUUGAAAUUGGUCAUGGAGAGGCUGCAGAUGGAGUCCUCAUUGAUCAGGAUUUGAGUGAACCAACCAUGGGAGAACUUGCUAGUUUGAAUAUAGUUUCUGAUAAUAGAGUGGAGACCCAAAAUAGAGAAAGCUCUUCUCUCCAGGCAAAACCUCCGAGUGCAGACUCUGUACAUAUUUUGCUUAAGCAAGCACUACAUGCUGAUGACCGUGCCCUUCUAUUAGAGUGUUUAUACACCCAAGAUGAGAAGGUCAUUGAAAAGUCUGUCUCUCAAUUAAAUCCAGCUGGUGUUUUGAAGCUCUUACAAUCUCUCAUAUCUCUCGUAGAGUCAAGGGGUGCAAUUUUGGCAUGUGCGCUUCCAUGGUUGAGAAGUCUACUUCUUCAACAUGCAAGUGGGAUAGUGUCUCAAGAAUCUUCAUUAAGUGCCUUGAAUUCGUUAUAUCAGCUCAUUGAGUCCAGAGUCUCCACUUUUUCAUCUGCUCUUCAACUAUCAAGUGUCGUAGACUUGCUGUAUACAGGGGUUGUUGAUGAUUUGGAUGAUGAGAAUGGCACUACGGGGCCAGUUAUUUAUGAAGACAAAGAUAGUGAUGAAGAGGAAUCUGAGGACGCCAUGGAAACUGAUGAAGAUGAUGAAGACGGUGAGGAUUUGGAUGCAAAUCUUGGUGGUGUCAGCGACUUUGCAGGAAUUGAAGGACUUGAUGACUUGAGCGAUUGAUUUAAACCUUUAUGAUGCAAUUUUGUUGUAUUAACUUUUCAGCAAAUUGUACCCAACUGCUUUACCAAUCACAUGGCAUUUAUAUAGACGAACAUAAUCAUCUUUUUAGUUUA
Messenger RNA from Argentina anserina (silverweed cinquefoil), 1013 nucleotides. RefSeq lists its product as uncharacterized. Gene Ontology annotation, cellular component: nucleolus. NCBI's taxonomy places the organism in Eukaryota, Viridiplantae, Streptophyta, Magnoliopsida, Rosales, Rosaceae. Bases 118 to 900 code for a protein of 260 amino acids. Gene Ontology annotation, biological process: maturation of SSU-rRNA from tricistronic rRNA transcript (SSU-rRNA, 5.8S rRNA, LSU-rRNA). The transcript is spliced from 7 exons. The record is from RefSeq and is a predicted model, not a curated record.